Molecule: messenger RNA, 2207 nt
Organism: Colletotrichum phormii
Lineage: Eukaryota; Fungi; Ascomycota; Sordariomycetes; Glomerellales; Glomerellaceae
Exons: 1
Coding region: 1401-1859 (152 amino acids)
Source: RefSeq, a predicted model, not a curated record
GAUUAUAUGAACUAAAUGACUUCGCAACAGGGUAAAUGAGUAAGUCGCUCUUUCGACAUCUCUAUCAAUUGCACACCUCCUCUAUUUUUGAGAUGCCCGAAACGCACUGUUUCGAAGAAUCUAGAUCACCUCUGUCUAAAGUCUGAGACGACGCCAAACCACAAACCCCGUCCCCCUCGGGCCCUUGAGGUUACAUUUCUUCCUCGCCGUGUCACGAUUUUGAAUUCCCCAGGCCCACUCGCCCGUCCGUCCACGGGUGUCGGCAGGGCUGAAGGCUAUAUAUAACCGCUUGGCUUUGUUUCUGCGCAAUCGCGUCAACAUCUCUCUGAAGCGCUUUCUCCUUUGCCCCGUGCAGCAUGCUCCCAGGUUUGUCGCAGCGAAGCUGUCGUUGUCUCGCCAAUCGUUAUAAGGCGUCAUCAAAAUGAUCUGACGGGACACAGCCCGCUGUCUCGGGAACCUAGAAGGCCAAGAAUCUCAUGAUCGUCUCUGAUCGCGUGCUCCCUUGCCAAAUCCUCCUGCGAACCCUGCUACCAACGUGUGCGCGACUCCUGUAGAAGGUGAUAUCUCCUCGCUCGAGUGAAUGAUCUCUUCCGGGAUAAGAAAGGUUGCUAUUUCGAAGAACGCCCCACCGCUCCGGUCAUCCAGCAGUGAUCGCUGUUCGCCAUCGGCCACAAGAGCCGAGUCUCCAUCGCAAAGUUUCCAGGCCCCAGAUCGGCUCGGCCCUGGUAUCCGUAUCUCUCAUGGACCAUGAUACCGCGGGGGUUCGUGGACGAUUGACUUGGCGUCACAGUUUCCCUGAUGCUUUCUGGCCCCUGCCGUACAAGUCCCCAUGCGAACCGUAGAUGAUUAAUUCGUCUGGUCGCGUAAACGCACACCUACCCACGCGAACCAGUCGUCGACGGCUAGCUGAGGAAUCGAGUGCCACAAGUCCGAUAUCCAAACACCACUGCGUCGACCCUGAGGCCUUCUACCUGUGACAUGCCGGAUCCAGACCCUUAUGAUCAUGCGCGUACCUUCAAUAAUGGAUACCCCCUAACUUGUAAGUCGCGGCCGGUACUAAACACCAAACGGUUUGUGAUAAUCCAGGGCGAGAACGGCUCGGACAACACCGGCCAAGACCGAAAUAUUAGUCUUGUCUCUCUCCUCUUUCGCUGCUUGACAAAAUCGAAUCUCCACUCUCGAGCAGGCAGGCAGGUUUCGAGCAGACGAAUCAGAAUGAAUGCGGCCCCCCAAAGAAGAGUGUGGAAAUUUCUCGGUGGACGCGGGCUCCGUUGCACUACAGCGGCGGCUCCGAAGAUUACUGUGUAAAGGCGGGGACCGAAGCGGGACGCGCGGCUUGAUUGACUUGGUCGUGGGAUCACUUGACCCAGCCUGAUGUGUUGAGUACGAAGUGCGUAUUGAUGUGGUCAACGAUACCUGAGAUCACUCGACGGCAGUGCGGCAUCGUUGGGUUUCCUUACUUGGAGGAUCUGUGGGAGUGUCUCCGUACCGGACGACAGAUGGACCGUGUCGAAAACGCUGGCGUAGCUAUCGACCGCGGGAUUAGUACAGCAUCUAAAAGUCAACGUGCCGGACAAAUCGAAUCUCUAGGUGUCGCUACAGGUAUGCCGGCGCAUCUUGAAAGUGGGUACGGGAUCCUGGAGACCGUCGUUGAACGGCACUUGCGCCGCCUGUUCGGUUCCGUCCCGGGACCUCAUCUUCUAGGAACUGGACCCGAUCCGGGACCCCACGGCCUCCAACCUGCCCAACCCGGCACACCCAGGCAAGCAGCGAGUCCGGUUGAGGACCUAGGUAACCGGGGUAGCCAUCAUCCAGCCGUCCCUCGAUGGGCCGAUGAGCCGGAUCUUGAGACGGCAUGAUCAGAUGCGCUCAAGUAGUGCGUGGAGGCUACCAUCGAACGAGACAUCUCACUCGUAACAUUGCGAGACAGGCUAGCUCGUCGCCGUUGUCAGCUGAACGUUGUGGAUCGCUCCCAUCGUUGAAACGGCAUGGGGCUCCGCGUCUCAUAUGGGGGAUUAUCUCCCUCUUCCUCUCAAGGGACGACAUGAAAGAGACGAAAGCUUGCAUUGUGAACGCGUUUGCAUGCCGAUGAAUUCGAUCGUGACUCGAGGGAUUCGCCUCGACCAUCAAGUUUGGGGUGUUUGGUCGUGUGGCGAAAAUUCGCUUCGCAUGGCGAUAGCGAGAGGAACUGCAAUGCACAACAACGA